AGAGCAAGCGAGCGAACGAGCCGAGGAGGCAGCGAGAGCCGGAGCGGCGGGCCGGGCGGCCGCGCCGGCGAGCGGACAAACGGGCGGCGAGCAGUGCUUAGCGCGCUGGGCACCAAGGAGCGGGCGCAGCAGGCGCAGCGCACGUUGGCCCGAGCGGAGAGGCCCUAGUGGCGCCGCCCCCGCCACCCCUGCGGGGCUCCAGCCGGGAGCCCAACGAGGGAGGGGGCGGCAUGGACCCGCGGCCUGGGGCGCGGGGGCGCUAGGCCCCCGGACGGGUAACACCCGACUCGCCGCCGGGCUGCCCUCCGCAGUCGCGCGCCCCACCCGCUCCAGCCGCCCCCCGGGCCGCCGCCGGCCCAUGAGCCCCGACCUCAAAGUUUGCGGCGGGCGGGCGGGCGCGGAGCCUCCAAGAUGCCGUUCCACCCGGUGACGGCGGCGUUGAUGUACCGGGGCAUCUACACCGUGCCCAACCUGCUGUCGGAGCAGCGCCCGGUGGACAUCCCUGAGGAUGAACUGGAGGAGAUCCGAGAGGCCUUCAAAGUCUUUGACCGCGAUGGCAAUGGCUUCAUCUCCAAGCAGGAGCUGGGUACGGCCAUGCGCUCCCUGGGCUACAUGCCCAAUGAGGUGGAGCUGGAAGUUAUCAUCCAGCGGCUAGACAUGGACGGUGAUGGCCAAGUGGACUUUGAGGAGUUUGUCACCCUCCUGGGACCCAAGCUCUCCACCUCGGGGAUCCCAGAGAGGUUCCAUGGCACCGACUUUGACACUGUCUUCUGGAAGUGCGACAUGCAGAAGCUGACGGUGGAUGAGCUGAAGCGGCUGCUCUACGACACCUUCUGCGAUCACCUGUCCAUGAAGGACAUCGAGAACAUUAUCAUGACCGAGGAGGAGAGCCACCUGGGCACGGCUGAGGAGUGUCCCGUGGACGUGGAGACCUGUUCCAACCAGCAGAUCCGCCAGACGUGCGUGCGCAAGAGUCUGAUUUGCGCCUUCGCCAUCGCCUUCAUCAUUAGCGUCAUGCUUAUCGCAGCCAACCAGGUGCUGCGCAGCGGCAUGAAAUAGGCGCCACCUGGGCACUUCCUCAGGUGCCCACGGUGCGGGGGGGCUCCCCUCCACACCCACCACCGCCUGCAGUCCUCUCCCUCAGCUGGCUGCCUAGGCCGUCACCACCACGUGUACUUCAGGGCCUGGACGUCCAGCGGCCCCACCCCACCUGCCCCAGCGGCCUUGCAUGGAGCUGUGGCCCAGCUAUGGAGGGCCUCGUGGUGGCUCUGACAGCCCCAGCCCCACCUGCACCCUGCCCGUGCCCCACCCUGGCCUGUACGUAGCACUAACUCUUCCCACUGUCUGGGGGCUCCUGGGAAAUUAAGGAGGAAUUUGUACAGGGCCCUGUAGCUACUGUGAUUCCUUAGGCAGGAAGGGGCACCCUGUGCCCAGAACCACACAGCCAGCCCGACCCUGUUCCUUGAGGUUUGGGCUGUGGGCAGAGUGAUGGAGGUGGGACAGAAAGCCUCUUCCUGGAGGGGGCAUGAGGCUGGGGUCCCCUGGGCCCUACCCUCUGGCAUGGCCUGAGAAGGCCCCUGGCCUUCUGCUGGGUCCCAUCCUCUGACCCUCCUUAGAGUCAAAUCCAGCCCUCCUCUAUACUUCCGCUAGGGCCAGAGAACCAGCCCAUUUCCCAGAUGAGGCGCCUGAGGCUCAAAGGGCCCCCAGAUUUGGCCUCAGUUCCUCCAUUAUAGGAUCUUCAGGGAGGGCAGAAGCUCAUGGUGGAUAGGGCCACUGAGGUGGCCCUGCAGUCCCCGCACCCUCUGGGCCCCUCCCCACCAGAAGUCCAGUGGCCUGAGGGCCACACCACCCCCUACCACCCCGGCACAGAAUCUAGAGCUGGAGUACAGUUGAAGGAUGCAAAGCUGGGGCCUGGAGACGCCAACUCUCCUGAGCAGCCUAUUUGAUCUUCCCACUGGCCAGGGGCUUCCUCCAGGGCAAAAGCCUGGAAGCUCGUGUUGGUCCCAGGAAGCUCAGCCAGGCCACUCGCCAAGCCCAGGGCCUGUCCUCCUGGGUGUCC
Hipposideros armiger (great roundleaf bat) is the source of this 2059-nucleotide messenger RNA. It is a transcript of the gene CABP7, whose product is annotated as calcium binding protein 7. Gene Ontology annotation, molecular function: calcium ion binding. Gene Ontology annotation, cellular component: trans-Golgi network membrane. Lineage: Eukaryota; Metazoa; Chordata; Mammalia; Chiroptera; Hipposideridae. The coding region runs from base 412 to 1059 and encodes 215 amino acids. The transcript has 5 exons. The record is from RefSeq and is a predicted model, not a curated record.